Messenger RNA from Rhopilema esculentum, 1851 nucleotides. RefSeq names its product WD repeat-containing protein 13. The record is from RefSeq and is a predicted model, not a curated record. Gene Ontology annotation, molecular function: promoter-specific chromatin binding; protein binding. Gene Ontology annotation, cellular component: nucleus. Lineage: Eukaryota; Metazoa; Cnidaria; Scyphozoa; Rhizostomeae; Rhizostomatidae.
UCCAUCCAAGUCGAGGUCGCAGAAGUUCGUGGAGAGAAGAUAAGUGAAAUGGCAAUGGUGUAGAAUUCCGCUUUUCAACCUUUGGAAUUGCCUUACUUCUUCUCAAACCGUAGGGCAUCCGUAUGAAUACUGCACAGCAGAUAUUAGCGAUCGACACAAGAUAUAACACUUACAGGUCAUCCAACAACCCACAGCUGCGAACACUUUACCUUAAGAGAAGAACACAAUUAUUAAAUGAAAAAGCACUGAAAGAGAAAGAUCCAAGCAUAAGAAGAAAGUACUUUGGUUUGAGAAAACAAUUGCUGGCAAGGAAAUAUGGUCCUAUCUCUGUAGCUGGAAGUGUGAGGAGCAGUUUAAGAAGCAGAACAAGUUCUAUUGAGGCCAGUUUUGAUAAUCUCCAUAUCGAUCCUUCAUCGCCACAUGAAUUCCGCCCCACACACCGGCGAUUCGGUAGCACAGGGUUCGGCAGUGGAAGCUCCUUUGGUUUCGUGUACAAGAAUGAGCAAAUGGCUGACGAAAAGAAAGAAGGUGUUAUCCCAACCACAGAUGCAGCAGCCAGCAGGGCAAUGGCUGGAAAUACAUCAUUAAGCGAAAACUAUGCGUUUGCUGGAAUGUCUCAUAUCUUUGACCAGCAUGGGGACGCCGUUACAGGAAUUAAAUUUGGACACAACGAUAAAUUUAGGCUGGUCUGCAGUUCCAUGGAUGGUACGCUUUCAAUCUGCAACCUUAGCACAUCGCCACCUUCAGUCACGUGCAUGUUACGAGGACACUCGAAAGGAGUCAUGGAUUUCGACUGGUCGUUAUCCAACGAUUUUAUCGUGUCUGCAUCGCUGGAUGGAACAGCACGAGUGUGGGACAGUUCAUCUGGUCAAAACGUGCGCGUUCUCCCAGACACAUACGAUGCCGCGGUCCUAUCUUGUCGAUUUGUUCCUCUCAAUAACAAUAUCAUUGUUACCGGAAAUAAAAAAGGCUACGUCCAAGUCUUCAACAUGUCAACUGGAAAAUGUGCAAAGGGUGGAAGUGCCAAAGCCUUAGGCCCUGUGCGUGCUCUGGAAUUUGACACAUCGGGGAAUAUUCUGUGGAGCGGAGAUGAUAAGGGCUCGGUUUUUGCUUUUUCGAUCAACAUGCUAGGCAAGCUCCAACGAACAAGGAGAAUAAUUAUUGCGGAUGGAUGCCCUGUGACGUCAAUAUCUUGUCGCACAUGGAUAAGUCGAGAGGCACGUGACCCGUCACUGUUAAUCAAUUGCAUGAACAACCGUCUAUAUCUUUAUGGAAUCACUAGCAGCGAUGGCAGUCUGCAACUAAAGUCAUCCUUCCCAGUUCAUCAUAAAAAACACAUGAUUCGAUCUUCGUUUUGUCCGCUGAUGUCACUCCGAAAAGGCGCUUGUGUUGUAACUGCAAGUGAAGAUAUGGCGGUGUAUUUUUAUAACGUCGAACGUGCAGAUCAGCGAUGUUUAAACAAGUUGUUAGGCCACUCGGCUCCUGUCUUAGAUGUCUGUUGGAAUUAUGAUGAAAGCCAGCUAGCGUCUUGUGAUACUGAGGGAACAGUUAUUGUUUGGAAGCGAGAGCAACUAACGUAACACAAAGGUGCUAAAAAUUAUGGCCUAACGGAAUGUGAUGUUUUGACAGAUUCAAAUUAAGGUCAAUAUGGUUGUUACAUUUUGUGACAGUAGUUGUUUCGUAGCGGCUCGAAGUACAAAAUUACACAUGCAAUAUAAAGUAAGACAAUUCUGAUCAAAGGAACUUUUUUAUUACCAAGAAUAAAUAUAAUUUUAGUUUAAUGGGUAGGGAUGCAAGUUCACAUAAUUUGUAUCAAAAUAAUUUGGAAAUAUUAUCUUUAAGAGAAAACAA